AUGGAUUUCAAUGGAGGACGCCCAAUUAAGAAAAAGUCGCGAGUUCGACUUCCUGGCCGUACCAAGUCGCCUGCUGUGGAUAGCGAUCGUGCGGGGCAACGAGAGCAACCAUCAAGGCCGGAAGAAGAUACGCUGAAUAUUGAAAUGCUUUCGAAGAAGGAACGAAGAAAAACAAUGUCAGAAUCGGGACCGACUAAUAAAAGCCGUGUUACUUUCGACGAACCGAAUCGGCCAGUGACCCAUGGUAAUGGUGGCUCUCCUCCUGCAUAUGGAGACGAAGCAUCCUCGGCAUUGGCUCUACCAUUGAACAGACUCUCUGAAUCUUCAAGAUCAGACGCAAGUUCUAAUGAUCAUGGAGUUUAUGCAACGACGACUACCACCACACAUACUGUGCAAACAACAACCACCUUCUUUCGUCUUCCUCGUCGGAAGAAGCCCGCUCCGUUAUUCGAUCUUAGCCAUCUUCCACAAAAGUCCGCGCAGCAUGAUUCUUCACAUUCUCUAUCCGUUACAAGAUACCCCACAGCUCCUCCAUCUGACCCGGCUCGGGUCAUAACCCCAAAGUCGUCGGAUGACUUGACCCCACAUGGUUUCCAGUCUCCAAUGCCCUCUCCGUCACAUACCUCUUCGUCUCCGAGUGCUUUGAUGAAGACAUCAUCUGGUCGGCCAGCUACCCCAUUAUUAAGACAAGGUUCCGCUGCGUCAUCUUCGAGAUCUUCACCCACUCGUUCCAGGCUGACAUUGCGCGGUCGUUCAUCCACUUUAAGCUCUCUAAGGAAUGCACCGAAUGAAGAUGCUUUACCUACACCUACAUUACCACCAAGCAGGACUUCUACAUCCACCGGCAGGAAGAGUUUUGGCGACUUGUUUAAUCUUUCAGCUCGAUUACGCCCGACCUCCGAACCAACAACUAAUUCAGGACCUACCACCCCCGGAUCCAAUACUUCGAAAAACAAUUCUAUGCAAUUAGCCCGAGAAGAGCCUAUUAUUCUGCCCGAACGCUUUGAUGAUGACACACCCGCUAAUUAUUUGGUCAGGCUUGAAGAGGCUGUUAGUAGAGGUGUUGUAGCUAGUGUCUUGUCAAAAGGGACGGAUCCUUUCUCCCAGGCUGUUCUUCGCAGCUAUAUGAGAGGAUUUGGCUUCUUUGGGGAUCCAAUGGAUAUGGCCAUACGAAAGUUACUCAUGGAAGUUGAGCUCCCCAAGGAGACUCAGCAAAUUGAUAGAUGCUUACAAGGUUUUGCUAAUAGGUAUCAUGAAUGCAACCCUGGCAUCUAUGCAUCUCCUGAUCAAGCUUACUUCAUCGCUUUCUCACUUCUCAUUCUACAUACAGAUGUGUUCAACAAAAACAACAAACAUAAAAUGACAAAGGCAGACUACAUCAAGAACACCCACGGCGAAGGAAUUUUUGACGAGAUCCUGGAGUGCUUUUAUGACAACAUUUCAUAUACGCCCUUUAUUCAUGUGGAGGACGAUCUAGACAUUAACGGCGAAAGGAUUAUACCUCACAAGAUGAAAAAGAAGUCGAAGAUACUUCGUGGAGGCGGCGAUCCUAAUAAACGUCCUUCGAGAGAACCAGUUGACCCUUAUACUCUAAUUCUUGAUAGCAAACUUGAUACUUUACGUCCCAACCUCAAGGAUGUUAUGCAUCUUGACGAACAUUAUAGUUAUCUUGGUACUGCACCGUCCCUGAAUCUACAGAAUCUACAGAAGACCUUCUUCAAGACCGGUGUGUUACAGAUAGUUUCUGCCAGGUCACGGCCGGAUGCUUUCAUGUCAGAGAAAACGGUCACAAAUCCCGAGGAAGCACAGGCUGGUAUUGUGGAUAUCAAGAUCACCAAGGUUGGUUUACUAUGGCGAAAGGAUGCGAAAAAGAAGAAGACUCGUUCUCCAUGGCAAGAGUGGGGAGCUAUUCUUACCGGAGCUCAACUGUAUUUUUUCCGGAAUACCACCUGGAUCAAAAGCUUGAUACAUCAGCACGAGACACAUAUCAAACAAGGUCAUGAUGGCAGCCCUGUAAUUUUCAAGCCCCCACUAGAACAUUUCAAGCCCGAUGCAUUAAUGUCAACUGAUGAUGCAGUUGCUCUGGUAGACUCCACGUACAAGAAGCACAAGCACGCUUUCAUCUUUGUUCGCCACGGAGGAUUUGAGGAAACUUUCUUAGCCGACAAUGAAGAUGAGAUGAAUGAUUGGCUUGCUAAGCUUAACUAUGCUGCAGCAUUCAGAACCGCUGGAGUUCGCAUGCGGGGCGUGGUUGGAGGCAACUACGAAGGCCAGCGUAAUCGAGGUAUCCGCAGACUAGAAAGUCAAAACGACAACACAAAACUGAUUCAAACGCCUUCUGGUGAAGUUACUAUAGUCAGCGGAAAGAUCGACAACAAGAUGCAGGACGAUAUCUUGGCCGCACGUCGCCAAAUCAUGCUACAAAAAGUAGCUGAAGCCGAAGAAAAGCUUACCGUCGCAGUGAAACAACUAGAUUCACAACUCCGAAAUGCUCGCCAUUUACAGAUUCUAGCUCCAGUUCAACAAAAGACAAGAGAGAAUGUUUUAUCAGCAGCCGCUCGGAUGUCGGCGCAAUUGAAAUGGGGGAGAAUGGAGAUUUGGCGCUUGAAGUGCCACCGGGACAUUUUGAUUUUGGAUUUGGAUGAAGAGAAGAGUAUCGAGGGAGGCUUCACGGAAAAGACAGAGUCAAACGGAGAUACACCAAUGUCAGCACGAUCGGCUCUUACUCGGUUACAAUCUAAGGCAAGUAGUUUAACACCACGCAGCGCGCCGAAAUCCCCGACUUCAGAUUCCGCAACUCGGCCUUCUACGUCUGGUCAUUCGCUUCCGGCGCCCGAGAAGGAUCGAAUGAUGGAUGACGUCUUUCACGCCCCACCAAGCUCGAAUCAGAAGGCCCAAGCAUCCUGGGAACUUCCGCCUUUGACAAACGAUGAGCAGCCUCCACUCGAGCCUUCGAUACCCAGUGUAACCCCUCCAAGCCCUGGUCUUGCCACUCAGCCUUCUCAUUCCAGUUUGAAACAACCUCCAACUUUGAGCCCCAGACCUUCGGAUGAUCCAAACCUUGAUGCUGCAGAGCAAUCUGUUCUUGAGCAGGCUGGAUUGAUGGAUGUAGAUGUGGCGAGUGAAGAUAAUAAAGACCAGUCAACAGACAAGGACAAGUUUGGCAAAGGCAAGAUUCGCCGCAGCAUACAUCAGACCCUGCGUGAGGCACACGUUCCAUCACAUCAUCGUGGCCGUAAGGGCAAGGACUCAAAUUCGAGUGCUGGUAUGUCGGAUGAAGGUACCACCGAUGAUGUACUUCCUCGUGGCUCUGGAAGCUUUGUCGUGCACGGCAAAAAGGCUUCAGUCAUCACAUUCGGAACGGAGCUUCAAGCCAUGUCACCGGAAGAACGUCUACGUCUCCGUAAACAGCCGCGCAGAAACUCAGAAGCAGGAUCUCAUGCCACCAUUGAUGAUGACUUCCACUCAAUACUUGCCGAACCUGUCGAGUUUCGUCAACGCCAUAAUUCAGCUGCCAGCACUAGUACCGCAACUGCUAGAAGCUUCCGGGAAUUGCAUAGGAAAUAUUCUGCACAAAACUCAGAAAAAUCUCCAAACCUCGCUGUCAAUGUAGAUGACGACGACGAAGCGGCGAUAAGCGUAUCAGACGGUCGACGAAGUCCAUUACCUCCAGUCGAAGACGAAAACGAGGACGAAGAUUCAAGCAGCAAUGACAAAACAAAAUUCUACACACCAGAACCCUCGCCUCGUGUAAUGGAAUUUGAUGAGCGAUCGCUAGUCGAACCCAAUCAACAGCACGAGAAUUCACACAUCGAAUCAGAUGAGCGAUUACCAAGUCCUACUUGCGAAGCAGUUGGUGCUUGA
Molecule: messenger RNA, 3864 nt
Organism: Sclerotinia sclerotiorum 1980 UF-70
Lineage: Eukaryota; Fungi; Ascomycota; Leotiomycetes; Helotiales; Sclerotiniaceae
Exons: 1
Coding region: 1-3864 (1287 amino acids)
Biological process (GO): regulation of ARF protein signal transduction
Molecular function (GO): guanyl-nucleotide exchange factor activity
Source: RefSeq, a predicted model, not a curated record